This is a messenger RNA of Batrachochytrium dendrobatidis JAM81, 3472 nucleotides long. RefSeq names its product exportin CRM1. Lineage: Eukaryota; Fungi; Chytridiomycota; Chytridiomycetes; Rhizophydiales. Gene Ontology annotation, molecular function: nuclear export signal receptor activity; small GTPase binding. Gene Ontology annotation, cellular component: cytoplasm; nucleus. The transcript is spliced from 11 exons. The record is from RefSeq and is a predicted model, not a curated record. Gene Ontology annotation, biological process: ribosomal large subunit export from nucleus; protein export from nucleus; ribosomal small subunit export from nucleus. Bases 1 to 3240 code for a protein of 1079 amino acids.
AUGGAAUCACUGCUGGACUUUUCUACCGAUCUCGAUGUUGCAUUGUUUGACCGUGUGGCCUCGACCUUUUUCAAGUCUGCUGGUCCAGAGCAACUUCUUGCCAAGCAAGUCCUUGAGCAGUUUCAGGAACAUCCUGACGCAUGGAAGCGUGUAGAUGCUAUUCUUGAGCGCUCGGCACUAGCUGAGUCCAAGUUUAUUGCUUUGCAGAUCUUGGAAAAGCUAAUUAAAACCAUGUGGAAGAUUCUUCCUCAAGAGCAACGUCAGGGUAUUAAAAACUUUAUUGUUUCAAUUAUUAUCAAAACUUCAUCCGACGAAACUUUGCUGGAAAAAAAUCGCACUUUAUUAGGAAAACUUAAUAUUGUUUUGGUUCAGAUUUUGAAACAAGAUUGGCCACAUAACUGGCCAACAUUUAUCUCUGAAAUCGUCUCUUCUUCAAAAUCCAAUCUAUCAUUAUGUGAAAACAAUAUGGUUAUUCUUAAACUUCUUAGUGAAGAGAUAUUUGAUUAUUCUGCUGAACAACUUACACAGCAAAAGGCAAAGAGCCUCAAAAAUCAAAUGUGCGGUGAAUUUUCUGAAAUAUUUCGUCUUUGCCACGAGGUUCUUGAAAAGGCAUCCAAACCUUCACUUAUCAAGGCCACAUUGCAGACGUUACUACGCUUUCUCAACUGGAUCCCACUUGGUUAUAUUUUUGAAACCAAUUUGAUUGACAUUCUACGUAACCGCUUUUUUGAGGUGCCGGAAUUUCGCAACGUUACCCUUAAAUGCUUCACUGAAAUUGGCGCUCUUCAGGUUGGACCAGAAUAUGAUGAAAAAUUUGUUUUACUUUUCACCAUGGUCAUGUCUGGAAUUUCAAACAUCAUGUCCAUUAAUCUUAAUCUUGCGGAUAUUUACGAAAAUAGUACAGACAGUGACCAGAAUUUUAUUCAAAAUCUUGCAUUGUUUUUCUCCUCGUUCUUUACCGUGCAUCUCAAAAUUGUCGAAUCAUCAGUGGCUGCCAUUCCUGCAAAUCGCGAUACUCUCUUGCUUGCCCAUCAAUACCUUUUGAAAGUAUCUCGAGUCCAAGACAGAGAGGUGUUCAAGAUCUGUCUCGAGUACUGGACAAAACUUGUUGCCGAACUGUAUGAUGAAAUGCAAGCUCUCCACAAUGUGGAAAUGCCCAUUCUUAGUCUGUCUCCUUCGAUCAAUCUUAGCAAUCGCAUGAACAGCGCCAACCUUCGAAAAAAUGUCUAUGCCGAAAUUCUGUCCGAAUUGCGUGUGGUUAUGAUUGAAGGCAUGGUCAGACCUGAAGAAGUUUUAAUUGUUGAAAACGACGAGGGUGAGAUUGUGCGAGAAACAUUAAAGGAGAGUGAUACCAUUAUGCUGUAUAAAAGCAUGCGCGAGGUUUUGGUCUAUUUGACACAUCUAGACAGUGAAGACACAGAGCGUAUCAUGUCAUCCAAGCUAGAGCGUCAGAUGAAUGGCGCAGAAUGGUCGUGGGAUAAUCUCAAUCGCCUGUGCUGGGCAGUAGGUUCUAUCUCGGGUGCUCUUCCAGAAGAUGCAGAAAAACGAUUUCUUGUCAUGGUGAUCAAGGACUUGCUUACUCUUUGCGAAAUGAAACGGGGCAAAGACAACAAGGCUGUUGUUGCCUCAAACAUCAUGUAUGUUGUUGGCCAAUAUCCACGCUUCCUGAAGGCUCACUGGAAGUUUCUCAAGACGGUUGUUAACAAAUUGUUUGAAUUCAUGCACGAGCUUCAUGAAGGUGUCCAGGAUAUGGCAUGCGACACUUUUAUUAAAAUUGCACAAAAAUGUCGUCGUCAUUUUGUUGUUCAGCAGCAAAAUGAAAUUAUGCCUUUUAUCGAGGAGGUUCUUGCGACAAUUGACACCAUCACAUCUGACCUGCAGCCUCAACAAGUGCACACAUUUUAUGAAGCCGUUGGCAGCAUGAUUUCAGCACAGCCCAACAAAGUACAACAGGAACGUUUGAUUGUCAAGUACAUGGACUUGCCCAACUGUGCUUGGGACAGUCUUAUGGCUCAGGCAGCCGAAAAUAUUGACGUGCUCAACAACAGUGAUAACAUUAAGAUUCUUGCUAAUAUUCUCAAGACAAAUGUAUCUGGAUGCAACUCGGUAGGACCUGGAUUUGGUACCCAGAUUGCUCGUAUUUUCAAUGAAAUGCUAGGUCUUUAUAAGGCUGUGAGCGAAUUGAUUUCCCAGGCAGUUGUUACUCAAGGUUUAGUUGCAACCAAGACUCCGCGUGUUCGUGGUAUGCGCACCAUCAAGCGAGAGAUUCUUAAAUUGAUUGACGUUUAUAUUAGCAAGGCAGAGGAUCUGAAUGCACUCAAUGAGACCAUGAUUCCGCCACUUCUUGAGGCUAUUUUGGGUGAUUAUGCCCGCGGUGUUGAGCCAGCCAAGGACUCUGAGGUGCUGAAUGUGAUUGCCAACGUUGUCACUAGAUUGGAGUCACUUAUGACCGACAAAGUAUCUGGUAUUUUGGAUUCUGUGUUUGAGUGUACUCUCAACAUGAUUAAUAAGAAUUUUGAAGAGUACCCUGAGCACCGUGUAGCCUUUUUCAAACUCAUGCAGGCGAUCAAUGUAUCCUGCUUCCAGGCUUUGCUUAGCAUGCCCAGUCCGCAAUUCCGCCUGUUUUUGGACAGUAUUGUAUGGGCCAUUAAGCACACGAUGCGUGAUAUUGGGGAUGUUGGUCUCACGAUUAUCCUUGAUCUGCUCAACAAUUUUUCCAAAUCAGACGCAACUAUUGCGAAUGCCUUUUUUCAAACGUAUUUCAUCAGUAUUCUGCAGGAUAUAUUUUUUGUACUCACUAGUACGUCACAUAAGUCGGGUUUUAAGCUUCACUGUAUGAUUAUGAUGAAGAUGUUCCAGUUGGUAGAUUCUGGUGCAAUCACUGCACCUUUGUUUGAUCCCAACAAUGUGCCCAAUCCAAGUAUUGGCAAUGCAGAGUAUGUGCAAGUGUAUGUUGCGGAUUUGCUUUUGAGAGCAUUUCCGCAUCUUCAGCAGAAUCAGAUUGAGCAGUUUGUUUUGGGUCUAUUUCGACUACAUUUGGAUUCUCUGGCAUUCAAAGGACACUUGCGUGACUUUUUGAUUACUCUCAAGGAGUUUGGAACUGAUGACAACCAAGAGCUGUAUUUGGACGAGCGGGAGUCCGAGGCAGCCAAUCGCAAAAAGGCAGAUUUUGAAGCAGCACUCAAGAUUCCAGGUAUGGUCAAGCCAUCAGAACGUCCAGAUGACGGCAUGAUGGAUUAAAGCUUUGUUGCCUCUAAUGGAAAAAACCACGUGGUACUCUAUAACAUUGCGAAACUGGGAGUAGAUUACUAUGUACAAGCCAGAUGGAGUUGUGGUUGAUCUACCCACCUUCUACCCAACUGUAUGUCACCUCACUUCUACCAGCCUCUUAUCCAAAAAUGACCUGGUAUUGCGGCUAUAUAUUUUUGUGCUUUUUCUAUUUUUGUUUGAAAUAAAAAAUCAUUACAUGCCU